GGAGGACAGCGCGCCCGCCUGCCAGCCGCGGAGAGGAGAGGAGGAGAGAGGAAAGGAGAGGACAGGGGAGGAGAGGGAAGGAGAAGAGAGCAGAGAGGAAAGAGGAGAGGGAGCGCCCGCCGGGGCUGAGUGCCCGCGUCUCCACCAUGAGCAUCUCUCCCUGAGCAUCAUCCCUGGUUGGGGCAGGCUGAAGGGCAACGGAGAGCCAUGCGGGCUGCGGAGGCUGCGGCUCUGCUGCCCUGGCUGCUGCUGGGCAUCUCGGGCAUCUUCCCGCUGGCUCUGUGCAGGCUGCCAGGAGACGCCUUGUUGACGGAGCUGGAGAGAAGGAACGAAAACCGCUUUCUGGAGAGAGAGAACGUCGUGCCCCUCCGGCUCGUCUACCGCUCGGGAGGCGAGGACCAAACUCGCCAUGACGUGCUCACCACUCGGAUCCGGGGCGCCCCGGCUGGCGGCGGCACCGGCGGCGAGCAGUCUACUCACGUUGACCAGGCAAGCUUCCGAGUUGAUGCUUUUGGAUCAACUUUCAUUCUUGAUGUUGUCCUCAACCAUGACUUGCUGUCAUCUGAAUACCUGGAGAGACACAUUGACCAUGGAGGAAAGAUUGUGGAAGUUAAAGGAGGAGAACAUUGUUACUACCAUGGCUACAUUAGAGGAUACCCUGAUUCCUUUGUUGCCCUGUCGACAUGCCAUGGACUCCACGGAAUGUUCUAUGAUGGGAACCACACAUAUCUUAUCGAGCCAGAAGAAAAUGACACCUCCCAGGAGGACUUCCAUUUCCACUCAGUUUACAAAUCCAAACUGUUUGAAUUUCCCUUGGAUGACCUGCCAUCUGAAUUUCAACAAAUGAACAUCACUUCUCCAAAGUUCAUUGUGAAACCAAGACUAAAAAGGAGUAAAAGGCAGCUUCGUCGGCAUCCACGCAAUGUAGAAGAGGAGACAAAAUAUGUUGAACUGAUGAUAGUGAAUGAUCACCUAAUGUUUAAAAAACAUCGACUCUCGGUGAUGCAUACAAAUACCUAUGCUAAAUCUGUGGUGAACAUGGCAGAUUUAAUCUAUAAGGAACAACUUAAGACAAGGAUAGUGUUGGUUGCCAUGGAAACCUGGGCAGCUGACAACAAGUUCACCAUAUCUGAAAAACCGCUGACAACCCUACGUGAGUUCAUGAAAUAUCGGAAGGAUUUUAUCAAAGAGAAAAGCGAUGCCGUCCACCUUUUCUCGGGAAGUCGAUUUGAGAGUAGCCGGAGUGGGGCAGCUUAUAUUGGUGGGAUUUGCUCGUUGCUGAAAGGAGGAGGAGUGAAUGAAUUUGGGAAAACGGAUUUAAUGGCAGUCACUCUUGCGCAAUCAUUAGCACAUAAUCUUGGUAUUUUCUCAGACAAAAGAAAAUUAGUAAGCGGUGAGUGUAAGUGUGAGGACACAUGGUCUGGAUGCAUAAUGGGAGACACGGGCUAUUACCUCCCGAAAAAGUUCUCUCAGUGCAAUGUCGAUGAGUAUCACGACUUCUUAAAUAAUGGAGGUGGUGCCUGCCUCUUCAAUAAACCAUCCAAGUUAUUAGAUCCUCCCGAGUGUGGCAAUGGCUUCAUUGAGACUGGAGAAGAGUGUGACUGUGGCACACUUGCAGAGUGUGCUCGGGAAGGAGCAGAUUGCUGUAAGAAGUGUACCUUGACAGAAGACUCCCAAUGCAGUGAUGGUCUCUGCUGUAAAAAGUGCAAGUUUCAGCCUAUGGGAACUGUAUGCCGGGAGGCAGUGAAUGAUUGUGAUAUUCAGGAGACAUGUACAGGGAACUCCAGCCAGUGUGCCCCAAAUAUCCAUAAAAUGGAUGGAUAUUCAUGUGAUAAUUUUCAGGGCAUUUGCUUUGGAGGAAGAUGUAAAACCAGGGACAGACAGUGCAAGUACAUCUGGGGGCAAAAAGUGACUGCUUCUGAUAAAUACUGCUAUGAAAAACUGAAUAUUGAAGGGACCGAGAAAGGUAAUUGUGGGAGAGACAAAGACACUUGGAUUCAGUGCAACAAACAGGAUGUACUUUGUGGUUACCUCCUAUGUACCAACAUCGGUAACAUUCCAAGGCUUGGCGAGCUAGAUGGGGAAAUCACAUCCUCUCUAGUUGUGCAGCAGGGAAGGACAUUAAACUGCAGUGGUGGUCAUGUUAAGCUUGAAGAAGAGAUUGACCUUGGUUAUGUUGAAGAUGGGACACCAUGUGGCCCCGAAAUGAUGUGCCUAGAACGGAGGUGUCUCCCUACUGCCUCUUUCAACUUCAGUACCUGCUUGAGUAAAAAAGGAAAUGCCAUUUGUUCAGGAAAUGGGGUUUGCAGUAAUGAAAUAAAAUGUGUCUGUAACAAGCAUUGGAUAGGUGCAGACUGUAAUACUUAUUUACCAUACAGUGAUGGCUCAAAAUCUGAUCUAUCUGGGCCUGGCAAUGGUGUUGCUGGCACAAAUAUCAUAAUAGGGAUAAUUACUGGCACCAUUUUGGUGCUGGCUCUCAUAUUAGGAAUAGCUGCAUGGGGUUACAAAAAUUAUCGAGAGCAGAGACAAUUACCCCAGGGAGAUUAUGUAAAAAAGCCUGGAGAUGCCGAUUCUUUUUAUAGCGACAUGCCUCCGGGAGUCAGCACAAACUCAGCAUCUAGUUCUAAGAAGAGGUCUGCUUUUCUGUCGCAUUUUCAGAUUUCUACCUGUUCCAUCCCACAUUAUUCCAUUAGUCAGAACAUUUCAUUAUUUUGCAGCAGGUCAAAUGGACUCUCCCAUUCCUGGAGUGAAAGGAUUCCAGAUACAAAACAUAUUUCAGACAUCUGUGAAAAUGGAAGACCUCGAAGUAACUCAUGGCAGGGUAAUCUAGGAGGCAACAGAAAGAAAGUCAGAGGCAAAAGAUUUAGACCACGAUCUAAUUCAACUGAGAGGGAGCCCCAAGCAUCCGAGCCUGGGCACUCCCUCGACCAGCCAAUCCCAACCCAAGGCAUAAGCCCAGGGCUUUCCGACCCCCCCUUGACAGGGAGUCAGGACCACAGGUAUUUAAACCCAUGGUUCAAAAGAGAAUAUAAUGUAGCUAAGUGGGUAGAAGAUGUGAAUAAAAACUCUGAAGGACCAUACUUUAGGACUUUGUCUCCUGCCAAGUCUCCUUCUUCCUCUACUGGAUCUAUUGCCUCCAGCAGGAAAUACCCGUAUCCAAUGCCUCCACUUCCUGAUGAGGAGAAGAAGGCUAACAGACAAAGUGCCAGGCUAUGGGAGACAUCCAUUUAAGACCGACUGUUUACAUGUGACACAUUGGAACUGUUUACUUCAACUUUUAUGGAAAUUCAGCCUCACCGAGUCGACGCAAAUGUAUCUGCUCCUCAGAUGAUAUGAAAGACCCACAGAGAUGCCAAGGAGGAGAGAGAGCUGCAUCUCAUCCCUGGAUCAUAUUUUUUUUUUUCACUGCUGGCUUACAUUUUACUCAAACCAUGUAAAGAACACUGGGGAUCAUAUAACAUAACACAGAAUAACAAAUAGUCUGAAUAGAACCAAGGAUAAUCCGCAUGACAGAUAGAUAAAUAGGACUACGAGUAUUUCACAGGUCCUCAAUAUAGCAAGUUUCCCAGAUAGGAAAUGCAGUCCAAAUGAGGCCAAUUGUGGGUCCAGAACUGGGUACCUGAAGCACAUCCUCACCGUAGACCAUAAUGCUAUGUGCAUGAGUCUUUUUUAAUUUGUUCUCCACAUUUAAGGAAACAACAUACCAUAGUAGAAACUAGCAUGCAGGGUUAAGACAUAAUGGGGCUCUUUCUGCAGGACUGUAAGCUAUGAGAGGCUAAUAGCCUACAUACACUUUAAAAAACACAUCCUUUUUUACUUUUUAUGUUUAUAUUCUCAGUCUAGAAGUACAAAUGUACAUAAGUAAACGUUUUUAAAUGUCAAAAACAACUGUUACACACAAGUGUAUUUUGCCAAAUGCCUAAACAGUCUCAUGACUAAUAACCAUCGUUAUAGAUCCAAUGGUCUUCUAAGAUGAUGAGCAGGUUAAAUUGUAAAUAUAGAAGUCGGUGAUGUAAAUGUGUUUCUCCAACACUAGUGUCUGACCAGAACAUCCGAUGUCCCUUUAAACCGUGGGCAUCCUGGAGGCUUGGAGUAACUGAUCAAGACAUCGAAAUGCCAAUCUGGGCUUCCUGCCCCCAACGUUGUGCUAAAGCAGCGCAUGACAGCUGGUGCCCUGCAAUUAGGUCCUAUGUUGCUCUCUGACCUAAAGGUUGUCCGAUCGUUCACAUUUUUCUUCCAGCAACAUCAACGAUACUAACUCUAGCAGCUACUGUUUUUCCAAGUAUUUAUUACUGGCACAUUUAUAUUGCUAGUCACGAAGAAAACUUGGAGCUAGGUAACAGGAGGUUACCUGGAAGAAAAACAAAAAACAAAAGAAAUGCACCAGGCACUGCUCGGACAACUGGAGAAUACCAGAAGUUUCCAUCCUGGUAGGCUAAUAAAUGAAAUCCGAAGAGGCAAUACACGUGUGUGUAGUAUCUGCAAGGUUAUAAAAACAACUGAUGGGAGAAAGCUAAUAUUUUGAACCUUGAAUUUUAUUUUUUGAUUCACAGAAAAAUAGGAAUUCUAAUUUCAAAGACUCUUUCCUCCAGUUCAACCCGGUGGAAGACUGGAAGUUGGUGAUGGUCCCACUAGGCCUUCCUGAAUGUGGGAUGUAUUCUAAUGAACUCCCCAAGUGGUGGAAUCAAUCAGACACUUGGUGAUGAUUGAUUUGUACUGUAUUUCUUUCUCAAUCUCCUCAUUUCUUGACCCUUUUCCUUGAGAUGAGUGGACAGGAACAGGCAAGAUUUCAAAGAUGGCCUCUUAAUUUGCUUGUUGUUGCUGUUUGGUCAUUUCAGUUGUGUCAACUCUUCAUGACCCCAUAUGAGGCCUUGGCAAAGAUAC
Molecule: messenger RNA, 4884 nt
Organism: Vombatus ursinus (common wombat)
Lineage: Eukaryota; Metazoa; Chordata; Mammalia; Diprotodontia; Vombatidae
Gene: ADAM22
Product: ADAM metallopeptidase domain 22
Exons: 33
Coding region: 208-3231 (1007 amino acids)
Biological process (GO): proteolysis
Cellular component (GO): postsynaptic density membrane
Molecular function (GO): metalloendopeptidase activity
Source: RefSeq, a predicted model, not a curated record